AUAUAAAUGUAUAUUUAUUAGGUGUUGAGAUUGCACAAAAUUCUCUGGAAAGUUGAAAGUUAGAGAGAGAGAGAUCAUCGUGGUAGUGGUAUCCAAAUUCCAAUUGAGUUUUGGUUUUGGUUGGUGUGAUGAAUGGGAUCGGCUUCGGAGGAGAUGGCGAAUCAGUUGCUGAGCCUAUUCCAACCCCAACAACAUCAAUCAUCUGAUCUUACUCUUACACAAAUGGGUUUCUUCUCUCUCCCCCAAAACUCCGCCGCCGCCGCUGAAGAAGCCGGCCUCGAUCUCUUCUCUCUCAACCCCCGCCAGCAACACCAUCUCCAUUACUUAGCUUCUGCCUUCGCCGGCGCCGCCACCUCCACAACCACGCUCCCAUCAUCUCCCUCCUCUCUCUGGGAUAGGGAUAGGGAUGUGGAUGUGGAUGUGGGGAGAGGGAAAAAUAAUGGCGGUGGAGAUGGCGGCGGCGGCUGCAGAGCGAUGAAGAUGAAGCGGAUAAAAGGGAGGAAGAAAGUGAGAGAGCCCAGAUUCUGCUUCAAAACCAUGAGCGACGUCGACGUUCUUGACGACGGUUACAAAUGGAGAAAGUACGGCCAGAAAGUUGUCAAGAACACCCUCCAUCCCAGGAGCUACUACCGGUGCACAGAAGAUAAGUGUAGGGUGAAGAAGAGGGUCGAGAGAUUAGCGGAAGAUCCGAGAAUGGUGAUAACGACCUACGAAGGACGACAUGCCCAUUCACCAUCACGUGAUAAUUUGGAAGAGACGAUGGGGCAGCUACCAUCGGGCCACCUCAGCAAUAUCUUCUGGUAGAGUUAAUAAUGCUUGAUUGUUUUACAUAAUAUAGCUUAGUAAUAUUAUGUUUUGAAGUUUAUAAUUUGGGUUUGUAAAGCUUUUUAAUGAAGAAGGUUUAUUGGGGUUAAGGAAUGGAAUUAUGAUAAUAAGGGUAGGCGUGUUUGGGAAUGAGUUGCGUGGGGCCUCUGCAUCAUCUGUGUGACUUCUCCUUUUCUCCAAGUUCAACUGAAAAAAUUAAGAUUAGGGUGUUUAUUACAUGCACAAUUAGGUCUACUUUGUUUUGAAAUUUUGGUCUC
Momordica charantia (bitter melon) is the source of this 1082-nucleotide messenger RNA. RefSeq lists its product as uncharacterized. The record is from RefSeq and is a predicted model, not a curated record. NCBI's taxonomy places the organism in Eukaryota, Viridiplantae, Streptophyta, Magnoliopsida, Cucurbitales, Cucurbitaceae. Gene Ontology annotation, biological process: regulation of DNA-templated transcription. Gene Ontology annotation, molecular function: sequence-specific DNA binding; DNA-binding transcription factor activity.